Molecule: messenger RNA, 1537 nt
Organism: Eleginops maclovinus (Patagonian blennie)
Lineage: Eukaryota; Metazoa; Chordata; Actinopteri; Perciformes; Eleginopidae
Gene: hoxc9a
Product: homeobox C9a
Exons: 2
Coding region: 35-823 (262 amino acids)
Biological process (GO): anterior/posterior pattern specification; regulation of transcription by RNA polymerase II; embryonic skeletal system morphogenesis
Cellular component (GO): nucleus
Molecular function (GO): DNA-binding transcription factor activity, RNA polymerase II-specific; RNA polymerase II cis-regulatory region sequence-specific DNA binding
Source: RefSeq, a predicted model, not a curated record
CGGAUGCAUGUAAAAGAGUCGGGGAAGCUUCGACAUGUCGACCACGGGUCCCAUAAGUAAUUAUUAUGUGGACUCCUUGAUCAACCAUGAAAACGAGGAUGUCCUUGCUGCAGCUCGGUUUUCCGCUCCCGGUUCUCACCCAACCGGCCCUCGUACGACGUCCCUAGUACCGGAGUGUGCCGACUAUCCUUCCUGCAGCUUCGCACCCAAGCCUCCCGUCUUCUCCACCUCAUGGACCCCUGUACACUCCCAGUCUUCAGUGGUUUACCAUCCAUACAGUCACCAGCCUCACUUAAGCACAGACUCGAGGUAUAUGCGGUCAUGGCUGGAGCCGAUAUCAGGCGCGGUGCCUUUCCAUGGCUAUCCGGGGAACAGCAGGCACUAUGGGCUGAAGCCCGAAGCCUUUCAGGAGCACAGAGCCGCGGAGUGUCUCGGCUCCAGCGGACGUACCUACACGGAUUAUCUGUACUGCUCAUCCACUGACAUGCGAGACAAGACGCUGCAGAGUAUCCCUUCACCCGAGUCGGAGCUCCUUGCUUCAGGGAAACAUAAAGACGAGAAGCCGGAGCUAGAUCCGAAUAACCCUGUGGCAAAUUGGAUACACGCACGCUCCACGAGGAAGAAGCGAUGCCCUUACACAAAGUACCAGACUCUUGAACUGGAAAAGGAGUUUUUGUUCAAUAUGUACCUUACUAGAGACCGCCGUUUUGAGGUCGCUAGGGUCCUGAAUCUGACCGAGAGGCAGGUCAAAAUCUGGUUUCAGAACCGGCGAAUGAAGAUGAAGAAAAUGAACAAAGAAAAAUCCGACAGAAAAGAACAAUAAUGUGAACUGCAGUCACAAAGCAACAAUAAUAACCACUAGUCACAUGGACAGCACAGAUGUACCAAAUCAACUCUCCCAAUCCCUUCAUAUUUAUCACUUAGUUGGAUUUUUUGUAUUAACCUUAAUCUUCGAGACUGUUUGAUGCUGAUUGUUAUUUUCCAGUGCACAUUUAUAUGUCCACCGUAUAGGACAAAAAGGAAAAAAAACUUCUGAAGAGAUAAUUACAUUCUGCUUUCACUUCGAAAUACCUUUGUGUUUUUUUUGUAAGAGAGAUAUUACAAGUGCAGUUUAGACACGUUAAAACUGUCUGAAGAAAGAGAAUACUUGAAUUCUUUUGAAUUUCACAAAUCCAUAAUUUAUGAUGUAAAUGUUUUCUUUCAUGUUUAUUUCCUUUGUACUUUUGUUGUGCAAGUGUAGUAUUUUGUACAGAAACAGAGCAUCUGUGACCAGACUUGUUUGUCUUGUAUUUUGUGAUAGUUGUAUUUGUGCAUCUCCUUUUUUGAUUGUAGCUAACGAGUUUAAAUAUAGAGUGUAGAUUCAGAUCUCUGCAAAUAUAAACUUAAUCACUAAGUCGUUGUAUGCUGUAUUCAUUUUUUAUUUAAUGUGGAUAUGAUGUUUGCAUGUGAACGCAUAAAGGUCCUUUUUAGGAACAAACAGAAUCGCAUUCAAUAUCAGUUUUAAUAUUGUCCUGAUUAAAAAAACGGCAGAAAAUGU